AUGGGCAGUAAUACUGAGCCUGGUUUCAGUCGUCUUCUCGAACAAUAUAGAGAGGCUAGCGAGGCCAUGCCACUGACGGUCCAAUGUAUACAGGGCCCCAUUCUCAUAAUCAUCGCUGAUAUACUUGCACAGUUCAUUACAGGUGCCCGUACGAUAGACAAGCGACGAUGCAUCCGUGUAGCUCUGUGUCAGCUCGUCGUGUUUGGUCCGAUGACCUACUUCUGGUAUGAUGUACUCCUUCCAUCAUGGGGUGAGUACCUCCCCACUACUGCUCAUAAGGUUCUCGUGGACCAGACUCUAUGGUGUUGGACAUUCUUAUCGACAUUUUUCUUCAUACAAUCCCUGGCUGCGGGUAAAUCCGUUGCAGCGAGUGUCAAAGCAGUGCAGUCCAACUUGGGCCCAGCAUUGAAGGCUAACUACUGCUUCUGGCCGAUGAUGCAGUAG
Molecule: messenger RNA, 444 nt
Organism: Perkinsus marinus ATCC 50983
Lineage: Eukaryota; Perkinsozoa; Perkinsida; Perkinsidae
Product: Peroxisomal membrane protein, putative
Exons: 5
Coding region: 1-444 (147 amino acids)
Cellular component (GO): cytoplasm; membrane
Source: RefSeq, a predicted model, not a curated record